AGCCGUGAGCUAUCGAGCCGACAUUGGGUUUGUUGGGGUCAUGGGAUACCCCUCCGGAAAAGGCAAGGCUGGCUUAGGAGCCUAUCCGCAAAUCGGUGUGAAUACCGAGCCGCUCCCACAACGUCAUGUGCCUCCUGCGGAGCAGCCAACCAAGGGGGAUGAUGACGAUUGGAAGUCACAGAUCCGCCGCCCGCCUCCAGAUCAGCGUUUCAAGACAGAAGACGUCACAAACACCAAGGGCAAUGAUUUCGAAGACUACUUUCUGAAGCGGGAAUUGCUGAUGGGCAUCUUUGAAAUGGGCUACGAAAAGCCCUCGCCCAUCCAAGAAGAAAGCCUACCUGUGGCACUGGCGGGCAAGUCCAUAUUGGCCAGAGCAAAGAAUGGAACCGGGAAGACCGGUGCAUUUGUGAUCCCCAUUCUCGAGAAGUGCAACACUACUAAGAAUGCAAUCCAGGGGUUGAUCCUUGUUCCGACGAGGGAAUUGGCAUUGCAAACAUCUUCAGUGGUGAAAGAAAUUGGGAAGCACAUGAACAUCCAGUGCAUGGUCUCCACAGGUGGAACAAGCCUACGAGAAGACAUCAUGCGACUGUACAAUGAAGUCCACAUAGUAGUGGCCACUCCUGGCCGUGUGCUUGACCUUGCCAACAAGAACGUGUGCAACCUGAAGCAAUGCCAUAUGGUAGCCAUGGAUGAAGCUGACAAGCUUUUGUGUCCUGAGUUUCAGCCAAUCAUUGAAGACCUUGUGAAGUUCUUGCCGCCAGAAAGGCAAAUCCUGAUGUAUUCUGCAACCUUCCCCAUGACGAUUUUGGAUUUUAAGAAUCGCUUCAUGGCGGAUGCCCAUGAGAUAAAUUUGAUGGAAGAACUGACACUGAAAGGUGUCUCUCAGUACUACGCUUUUGUGGAAGAACGCCAAAAGGUUCAUUGUCUCAACACUCUGUUCUCAAAGCUGCAGAUCAACCAGGCGAUCAUUUUUUGCAACUCUGUGACGCGCGUGGAGUUGCUGGCCAAGAAGAUUACGGAACUUGGAUACUCAUGCUUCUUCAUUCACUCGCGCAUGUACCAGUCUCACAGGAACCGAGUGUUUCAUGACUUCAGGAAUGGGGCGUGCCGGUGUUUGGUGUCCUCGGACCUGUUUACACGUGGCAUUGACAUCCAGUCCGUGAAUGUUGUGAUCAACUUUGAUUUUCCCAAGAACUCAGAGACCUAUUUGCAUCGUAUAGGGCGCUCAGGCCGUUUCGGUCACUUGGGCUUGGGCAUCAAUUUUGUGACCUAUGAUGACCGCUUCAACCUCUACCGCAUUGAGAAAGAGUUGGGCACCGAGAUCCAACCUAUCCCGCCGACCAUUGA
Messenger RNA from Durusdinium trenchii, 1347 nucleotides. The record is from the annotation of a GenBank genome assembly. NCBI's taxonomy places the organism in Eukaryota, Dinophyceae, Suessiales, Symbiodiniaceae.